This is a messenger RNA of Racocetra fulgida, 478 nucleotides long. Lineage: Eukaryota; Fungi; Glomeromycota; Glomeromycetes; Diversisporales; Gigasporaceae. The record is from the annotation of a GenBank genome assembly.
UUUAGAAAAAUAUUAUACUGAGUUUGCGGUCUACCAAAUAGCAACUAAAGAAUUUGCUAAAUAUAAGUUUAAAACCUUUUAUAUAGGAGAAUCAUUACUUAUUGAAGAAUUGACUAAAAAAACUAUCACUAUGAUAAUUGGUUGUUUUGCAUUCAAAGAUGGGUUAAAUUUAAAUAUAAAACCCAACUUUAUGAAUGGAAAAACUACUAAUUUGUUAAGUAUAUAUAAAUAUAACCCAAAAGGUCGCCAUUCAAAUAUAGCUAAAGCUACACAUCGUCAAACAAUUAUUUCUGUUGCUGGUGAAUUAAUUUUUGUCAAGAAAUCAGUUUUUGUGUUGUGUGAAACAAUAGAAUGGAAUUAUCCAAUGCAAGAAAAUUCAAAAUCGCAGGCAUGUGAUGAAGUAAAACAUCUCAUGAAAAUUGCAGAAAUUUUUGAAUCCAAAAAUCAAAAUCAACAAAUAAGAAAAGUUACUAUGUAA